CGCAGUCGCCGCGGGGCUGAGGCUGGCGCCGGCAUGGAGACCUUAGAGAGCGGGAGCCCGAGCGAGAAACCUCCACAGGGAUGCAGCUCUCAUCAGAAGGCAGCUGUUGAUCUGAAGCAGCUCUGUCAGCAUUGCUUCCAUUCAAAUCUUGCCCAAACUGCUGAGUUCAAGAUAACGAUGUCUCUGGGGCACUUAGCCAAGGGAGCCAGCCUAGAUGACCUUAUUGACACUUGCAUUCAUUCAUUUGAUUCUGAAGGAAAUCUAUAUAAAAAUUACCAGCUGUUAAAGGUAACAUUGACCAUGCACAGAUUUAUCGUUUCCUCCACCGAGAUGCUACAAAAACUAAUUGAACUAUACCUGGAUGCUUUGGAAAACAAUUCAUCUUUGACUUGCCAUAAGAUAUGCUAUCUUGUAAGGUAUUGGAUAACAGAAUUCUGGAUCAUGUUCAAAACAGAUUCUAAUCUUACUAAUGCUGUGGAGGAAUUUCAGGAGUUGGUGCGAGCUAAUGGUGAGGAGUUACACUGUCGCCUAAUUGACACAUCUCAAAUAAAUGCUCGCGAUUGGUCUAGAAAAAUCACACAGCGUAUAAAAUCCAACACCAGUAAGAAACGAAAAGUCUCACUUCUGUUUGAUCACCUGGAACCAGAAGAGUUAUCAGAUCAUCUCACAUACCUUGAAUUCAAGUCCUUCCGACGAAUAUCAUUUCCAGAUUACCAGAACUAUAUUAUGAAUGGCUGUGUGAAGGAAAAUCCAACAAUGGAACGUUCGAUUGCUCUUUGUAAUGGAAUUUCUCAGUGGGUACAACUAAUGGUACUCAAUAGACCAACACCACAACUUAGAUCUGAAGUAUUCAUCAAAUUCAUUCGUGUGGCCCAGAAACUUCAUCAGCUGCAGAAUUUUAAUACAUUAAUGGCUGUAAUUGGUGGUCUGUGCCACAGUUCCAUCUCUAGACUUAAAGAAACUAGUUCUCAUGUUCCACAUGACAUCCAUAAGGUGUUCAAUGAAAUGACAGAACUACUGUCAUCCUAUAGGAACUAUGAUAAUUAUCGGCGUGCCUACAGUGAAUGCAGUAACUUUAAAAUCCCUAUCCUUGGAGUACAUCUGAAAGAUUUGAUCUCCCUUUAUGAGGCCAUGCCGGAUUACUUGGAAGACAAAAAAGUUAAUGUUCAUAAGUUGUACUCUUUGUACAAUCAUGUUGAUGAACUGAUACAACUGCAGGAAAUGGCACCUCCUUUGGAGGCUAACAAAGAUCUCGUUCAUCUUCUCACACUGUCCCUUGACCUUUAUUAUACAGAAGAUGAAAUUUAUGAACUUUCAUAUGCUCGAGAGCCAAGGAGUCACCGUGCUGCACCUUUGACACCUUCCAAACCACCAGUAGUAGCAGACUGGGCUUCUGGUAUAGCUCCAAAACCUGAUCUAAAGAUAAUUAGCAAACAUGUUCAGAGAAUGGUAGAUUCUGUCUUCAAAAAUUAUGAUCAUGAUCAGGACGGUUACAUUUGUCAGGAAGAAUUUGAGAAGAUUGCAGCAAGCUUUCCUUUUUCCUUUUGUAUAAUGGACAAGGACAGGGAAGGCCUGAUUAGCAGGGAUGAAAUAACAGCGUACUUCAUGAGGGCCAGCUCAAUUUAUUCUAAAUUAGGCCUUGGCUUUUCCCACAACUUCCAGGAGACCACUUACCUAAAGCCUACGUUCUGUGACAACUGCGCUGGAUUUCUUUGGGGGGUUAUUAAACAAGGAUAUAGGUGUAAAGAUUGUGGUAUGAACUGUCACAAGCAAUGCAAAGAUCUGGUUGUGUUUGAAUGUAAGAGAAGAUCUAAAGCUACAGUGGUGGAUAACAGCCCUGCUUCAGCCCUUGCAUCUAGCCUCUGUCCCAUGGGGUUGAAGGAGCAUAUCCAUGGACUAGAAGAAGGAGGGUUUCCCUUUCCUAAUGGAGAAAUAGUUGAGCACAAUGAAGAGAGCAAGGACAGAACAAUUAUGCUUAUGGGUGUGUCAGCUCAAAAGAUCUCAGUAAGACUAAAGCCAGCUGUGCUACACAAAAGCACGCAGACUGACCUAAUUCAAGCUUAUGGUGAUGGGCUCAACAGACAACCAAAGGAGCCAGUAGUGCCAUCUGAAAAUACUUUUCUUCAGCCUGCUCCACUGUCUCCGUGCCCAAGCCCAGUUCUUAGCCGUAAAAAGGCUUAUGUAAAAUGGGAAAACAAGGACGGCAGCCAAAAAACAAAGGAAGAGCCAUUUAUUCUUAAACCUUCAUACCAGGAACUAGAGCAGGAAAGAAACAUUUUAACAGCAGACAAUGAGGCUUUGAAGUUGAAGCUUAAACAGGCACAUAAGAAAAUAGAACUGCUCAGCAUUCAAAGAAAUCACAUACUGGAUAGCAGGGAACAUGGAGACUGCUUGUAGCCAACAAGUCAAGAGCCCUCCUGUGGAAGGUUGACAUGAUGAAAAAGGCCUUUGAGUUUUAUAAAGGCUGAUGUACUCAUGCAUAUGCAGAGUGGCAAGAGGAUUUUAAACAGAGGUACUUCUGCUGAAGCGUCUGGUUCUGCUUGUUAAUAAUAAUCUUGGAUGUAUGCAUGCUCCAUUAAAGUGGUUAAAAUAGUUUGCCUUCAAGUUUGGCCAGAACAAUAUAGUUUAGAAUUCUUUUAAGUAGGCACCGUUGCUGUCUUCAUAAGAAACUUCAUUACCAAAGAAGAAUGCACAAAGUGCUGUCUCCAUACACCUCCAUUUCUAGAAGUGGAAAUAUGCCGUCAUCUUGAGCAUGUUUUCUAGAUAAAGAUACAAAUAUGGCCCAAUGUAGACUGCAUGUGUUUAAAAAAGUACAUUGUCAUGUGUGGAAACAACUUCUAAUAGAGCACAAAUCUGAAAAUGAAGUAACUUUGUAAAAUGUGUGGGUAAAAUAAUGGUUCACAAAAUGACUAGUACAAAGUCAUCCAUGUUAUUUCUAAUAAUGUAUGCUUUACUAUAGAUGCAUAGAAGUUAGAUCCAUACAAUAGAUCCAUUGAAGUUAAGUCCCAUUGAUUUCAGCUGGACAGAAUUGAGCAUGCAGUUAACUGGCUUACUAAAAUCAGUGGGUCUUAGUGACUGAUCUGAUUGUGUAUUGCCCUUGUAGAAACAUGGCAUGCUACAUAUAGCAUGUUACAAAGCAUUGUACAUUGAUGUUUCCAUGCUAAAGCUCAGGUUUAGUUCUAAUCCUUGAGUGUAUUGUGUCCAUGAAUAAUAAUUGGAAAAAUGCAUUUCUUCCUUUGUGAUUUCCCCCAUGAAUUAGAUUCCUAAGUAUUAAUAAUAAUAUUUAGAAUUUUUCAUUUGCAUUCAGUGUUUAAAGCAUUUUGCAUGUAUUAUCAUAAUCAUCAUACCAAUCUUACAAAUUAGGCCAGUAUUAUUACCAUUAUAUGGUAGAUCAGAGACUGACAUUGAACAAAAUGGCUUGCCUAAGGCUACCCAAUGAGUUUGGGGCAGAGUUGAGAUUUGAACCAGAGACCUCCUGCAUUACAGCCAGUAUGCUAAACUAGCUUCCAUAUUCUGCCCAGCUGGAAGCAGGUUACCAAUAAUGUUGCCUGGAAAAGCUGUGCUUUUGUGCCACUCUCAUUCAUUCUGGUAGGGAUUCUUCUCACAUAGAAAUGGGGGAGGACCUUGGGUUCAUAUUCUUCCUUUGACUCCCUUGGUAAGGGAAUAUUACAUUCAGCUAAUUGCAGGUUCACUUAAUUGAGGCAUUCGCUGCAGUGAGUCAUGAGGAUUAAGCAUAUAUAUGCAUGGUGCAUUUCUCUUUCUUUCCAAAUUGACUGCCAGAAACCAACUUUUAAUUAUGUGGCAUUUCUGCAAUUACUUCAAGCCAAAUGCCAGUUAUAAAUUGCCUUGUUCACAGGAUCAAAUUUAGUGACUUGAAAAUUUUCUUAUCUGUUUCACCAAUGCAUAUCUGCAGCUGUUGUAAAGGAAGACUUUUCUUCUUCUACUUUUCUAGUCUGGAAUGGCAUAGUAAUAACAGUGCAUAGAGGAUCAAUGAUGUGCUUCUGGUCAAGCAGUUCUGGUUCACAAGUGAAACAGAAUGCACAUGAAGGUUGUACAUGUAAAUCCACCUCUUUGCAUGUCCCUCAACUAAGUGUGCUGCUAUAGCAGUUUGAAUAUGGGAAAUCACAGUUCAAAAACUGGUUCAGCAGUGAUGAUCACUGGGAGGGGCCUUGACCUUUCCCUUUCUUUCUCUUUCGUUCUAAUCUGCUUCACAUAACUAAAACACUGUCAUGUAUUUCCCCUUUGAACUUCUAGGAAAAGCUGCCUAGAAAUAUUUUAUACAUAUAAAUAGGAAUAGUAUGACAACUAACAAUUAUUUUAAAAGCCAGACUCCCAUGCAUUUUGCUAUUUACACCUGUGGACGUAGCACACAAAAUGCCAAAAGGUGAUUUUUCAUUUGCUUGUGAAAUCACCUUGGGUAUGUACUGUCUAUCAAUAUAUCUAAUUCUCAAAAUGGUCAAAUCUGUGGAUAAUUAAAUCUAGAGAAAACGUAGCCAUGAAUGGACAAAAUUAAUCCUUCUAUGAACCUGAGAAAAGCCCCAGGUUUGCAGAAAAAUCUGAAAUCUUAAA
Eublepharis macularius is the source of this 4569-nucleotide messenger RNA. It is a transcript of the gene RASGRP1, whose product is annotated as RAS guanyl releasing protein 1. Gene Ontology annotation, cellular component: plasma membrane. The record is from RefSeq and is a predicted model, not a curated record. Gene Ontology annotation, molecular function: guanyl-nucleotide exchange factor activity; calcium ion binding. The transcript is spliced from 17 exons. The coding region runs from base 34 to 2397 and encodes 787 amino acids. NCBI's taxonomy places the organism in Eukaryota, Metazoa, Chordata, Lepidosauria, Squamata, Eublepharidae. Gene Ontology annotation, biological process: positive regulation of GTPase activity; Ras protein signal transduction.